CAAUAUGACAAAAGGUGAAACCCUAUAAAUGAAGACCCCCCCAGCCACGUUACCCAUAUGGGUCUAUAGAAUCGCGAUCCAUAUAGAACUCAACCACUCACUCAGCCUUAGCCCUUAGGUUUUCACAAUACCAUUUCUUUUGUGCCCCACACCCACAGGUUACAACCAUAGUUUCUCCUCCCCAAUUCUCUCUCUCCUCUCCAAUCUGUCUCUUUUCUCUUAUAUUUUUUGCCAUGGUACACACCCAGACCUAAAAGAGAAAAAAAAAGAAAGGGAAAAAAAAAAAAAACUGGCCCCGUAGCACAUCCAUUAGUAGGAAUAGAGGAAAAAUUCCCACAAAUUUCACCCGAACAACAAUGGGAAAAGGUGAUGCUCGUGCAAAAUCCACCUCUCCUGCCCAUCUUUAAAGGGUUUUAGUCAAUGACGAUCACUGCAACUUAAACGUCGGUUCCUGGAAUUCAGAUCCUUCAUAUGCACGAUCAUUUCGUUACAGGGGAAGGUGAGUUGGGUUUAAUCAAUAAAAUAUAGACAUUGUAUGGCAUCACGAAUUUUAGUGCAGUAUGGAAGUACUUCCUUGUUCUGGAGUUCAGUAUGUUGGAGAAUCUGAUUGUCCUCAACAGAGUCCAGGAACAACUUUUAUAUAUGAUGGAGAUUCAAACUGUGUUGAACAUGGACAACAAGUUCAAUUGGCAGAUGAUAAAAUGGAUAAAUUAUUGCUAAAUGCGGAAAGAUCUCAGAAAGAAAAAAAGGGUGAAGUCGAAGGGAGGGUUGAGGAGCUGCCUACUUCAGAGGGUCACUGUAGUGGAGCUUUGUAUUUUGAUUGUGAGGUGGAGGACCAAAAGCAACCUUGUAAUUCUCUAUAUUUUGAAGAUGGCAACUUAAAUGUGCAGAAUGGUUGCACAGAACCUUGCUUAGCCUCUGAUAGCUCUCAUCUCAUUGUGGAUACCAUUGAGAGUGAACUGCCAAGCAACACUGGGGAGGGGGAGUUGUCUGUUUCAGAGCCCAAGUGGCUAGAACAAGAUGAGACCGUGGCAUUAUGGGUCAAGUGGCGAGGGAAAUGGCAAGCAGGAAUCAGAUGCUCAAGGGCUGAUUGGCCAUUAUCAACUUUGAAAGCGAAGCCAACUCAUGACAGGAAGAAGUAUGUUGUCAUAUUUUUUCCUCACACAAGAAUUUAUUCUUGGGCAGAUAUUCUUCUUGUGUGCCCAAUUAAUAAGUUUCCACAGCCCAUUGCACACAAGACACAUAAUGUUGGAUUGGAAAUGGUUAAAGAUUUGACUAUUGCACGCCGUUUUAUCAUGCAAAAGUUAGCUGUUGGCAUGCUACAUAUCAGCGAUCAAUUACAUAUUGAGGCCCUGACAGAGAAUGUUCGUAAUGUGAUGUCCUGGAAGGAAUUUGCAAUGGAAGCUUCCCGCUGUAAAGGGUAUUCUGAUCUUGGAAGAAUGCUUCCAAGGCUUCAGAGUAUGAUAUUGAUGAACUACAUAAGUCCUGACUGGGUACAACAUUCUUUUCGAUCUUGGGUAGAACGGUGUCAUAGUGCAGAUAGUGCUGAAUCUGUUGAAAUACUGAAGGAGGAAUUGUUUGGUUCCAUUCUGUGGAAUGAAGUCAGCUCACUCUGGGAUGCACCAGUGCAACCUGAGUUGGGUUCUGAGUGGAAGACCUGGAAGCAUGAAGUUAUGAAAUGGUUUUCAACAUCUCAUCCCAUCUCUAGCAGUGGAGACAUAAAACAACAGAGCGGUGAUAACCCCUUGACCUCAAGCCUCCAAAUUAACAGGAAGAGGCCCAAGCUUGAAGUUCGUCGUGCAGAGACCCAUGCUUCAGUGGUUGAGACAGGGGGUUUACAUCAGGCUGUAACUGUCGACAUUGAUUCCGGAUUUUUUGAUAGUCGAGAUAUAGUGCAUGAUGCUCCAUCAGCAUCUGAACCUUAUAAGGAGGAAGUUUUUGGGGAGGGAGCUGUAACAACAAAUUCUCCAGGUAGUGCCACUGAUAGAUGGAAUGAAAUUGUAGUUGAAUCUGGAAAUCCAGAACUUUUCCAAACCAAAGAUGUGGAAAUGACACCUGUGAGUGAGGUGGUUGCUAAGAAAUCCUUGGAUCCUGGGAACAAAAAUCGCCAAUGUAUAGCUUUUAUUGAAGCAAAAGGUAGACAAUGUGUGAGGUGGGCAAAUGAUGGUGAUGUGUAUUGUUGUGUGCAUUUGGCCUCUCGUUUUGUGGGGAACUCUGCAAAAGCAGAUGUAGCUCCCCCUGUUGAUAUGCCAAUGUGUGAAGGUACCACAACUCUUGGCACUCGAUGCAAGCAUCGGUCUCUCUAUGGCUCCUCAUUCUGUAAGAAACACAGACCCCAGAGUGACACAAAAAGGACCUUGACUUCACCAGAGAAUAAACUUAAGAGAAAACAUGAGGAGAAUAUAUCAAUUUCAGAAACCACACUAUGUAAAGAUAUAAUAUUGGUGGGUGAAGUUGAAAACCCUCUCCAAGUGGAUCCGAUAUCAGUUGUGAAGGGAGACAACUUUGAGAGAAAACAUAACUUGAUUGAGAAUCCUGAGUAUUCUAGUAAAGGGUAUAUGAACGCAGAGGUACUGCACUGCAUUGGCUCACGCCCUGAAGAUGGUGGUGAUCCUUGCUUGGAAAGUCCAAAGCGACAUUCAUUGUACUGUGAAAAACACCUUCCGAGCUGGCUUAAACGUGCUAGGAAUGGUAAAAGCAGAAUAAUUUCAAAAGAAGUGUUUAUAGAUCUUUUAAGAAAUUGCUGUUCACAGGAGCAAAAAUUGCAUUUGCAUCAAGCAUGUGAGCUUUUCUACAGACUCUUCAAAAGUAUUCUGUCCUUGAGAAACCCAGUUCCUAGGGAAGUCCAACUUCAAUGGGCACUGUCUGAAGCUUCUAAAGAAUCUGGUGUUGGGGAAUUCUUGACAAAGUUGGUUUGCAGUGAAAAAGAUAAGCUCAUGAGACUCUGGGGCUUUAAUGCUGAUACUGAUGUACAAGUUUCCUCCUCUGUAAUGGAAGAAGCAGUUCCUGUUCCGGUAGCCAUUGUGAGUGGCUGUGAUACUGAAAAGACCAUUAAGUGCAAAAUUUGCUCAGAGGAGUUUCCUGAUGACCAAGCAAUAGGCAAACACUGGAUGGACAAUCAUAAAAAGGAAUCUCAAUGGUUGUUCAGAGGUUAUGCUUGUGCCAUCUGCCUGGAUUCUUUUACAAACAGGAAAGUUCUGGAAAGUCAUGUGCAGGACAGACACCAUGUUCAGUUUGUUGAACAAUGCAUGCUUUUCCAGUGUAUUCCUUGUGGCAGCCAUUUUGGGAAUACGGAAGCAUUGUGGUUGCAUGUGGUCUCAGUUCAUCCUGUUGAUUUUAGGCUGUCAACAGUUACUCAACAGCAUAAUGUGUCUGCAGGUGAAGAUUCUCCACAGAAACUUGAGCUGGGUGCUUCAGCUUCUAUGGAGAAUCACACUGAGGGUCAAGGUGGUUUCCGGAAGUUCAUUUGUAGGUUUUGUGGGUUGAAGUUUGAUCUGCUUCCUGAUCUUGGCCGCCACCAUCAAGCUGCUCAUAUGGGGCCAAAUCUAGUUAGCUCUCGCCCUGGAAAGAAGGGGGUUCGUUAUUAUGCUUAUAGAUUAAAAUCAGGGAGGCUUAGCCGUCCUAGAUUUAAGAAAGGCCUAGGAGCAGCAUCAUUUAAGAUCAGAAACAGGAGCACUGCUAAUAUGAAGAAACGCAUCCAGGCAUCUACUUCAACCAGUUCUGGGGGACUAAGAGCACCUUCUCAUGUAACUGAGCCAGUGAGCCUUGGUAGAUUGGUGGAAUCUCAAUGCUCUGAUGUUGCAAAGAUAUUAUUCUCUGAGAUUCAGAAAACAAGAUCCCGACCCAGUAACCUUGAUAUUUUGUCCAUUGCUCGCUCAACUUGCUGUAAGGUAAACCUCCAAGCAUUACUGGAGGGGAAGUAUGGAGUUUUGCCAGAACGGUUGUAUCUGAAGGCGGCCAAACUCUGUAGUGAACAUAAUAUUCAAGUGAGCUGGCAUCAAGAUGGGUUUGUUUGCCCUAAUGGAUGCAAACCUGUGUCAAACGCACAUUUACCGUCUCUGCUGAUGCCACACUCAAAUGGUUCUAUUGGGCAUGGCUCUGCAUCAUUAGAUCCUGUGAGUGAGGAGUGGGAAAUGGAUGAGUGCCAUUAUGUCAUUGAUUCACGUCAUUUUGGAAACACACUCCUGCAAAAAGAUGUCGUUGUGUGUGAUGAUAUAAGCUUUGGUCAGGAAUCAGUUCCAAUUGCCUGUGUAGUGGAUGAGGAUCUUCUGGACUCCCUUCACAUCCUUGCAGAUGGUUCUGAUGGCCAAAUCACCAGAUACUCCAUGCCUUGGGAGAGCUUUACCUAUGUCACAAAGCCAUUGCUUGACCAGUCCCUUGGUCUUGAUGCAGAGAGUUGGCAAUUGGGUUGUGCUUGUCUACACUCAACUUGCUCUCCUGAAAGAUGUGAUCACGUAUACCUCUUUGAUAAUGACUAUUCAGAUGCAAAGGAUAUAUAUGGGAAACCCAUGAGUGGCAGAUUCCCAUAUGAUGAAAAAGGACGGAUUAUCUUGGAGGAGGGUUACCUUGUCUAUGAGUGCAAUGGCAAGUGCAGCUGCAACAGAACAUGUCAGAAUAGGGUUUUGCAGAAUGGAGUGCGAGUAAAGUUGGAAGUCUUUAGAACAGAGGAAAAGGGUUGGGCAGUCAGGGCAGGUGAAGCAAUCCUUCGGGGUACGUUCAUAUGUGAGUACAUUGGAGAGGUUUUAAGUGAGCAAGAAGCAGACAAGAGGGGCAACAAUAGGCAUGGUGAAGAAGGUUGCAGCUAUUUUUAUGACAUCGACUCUCAUAUCAAUGAUAUGAGCAGAUUGGUAGAAGGACAGGUUCCUUAUGUAAUUGAUGCUACAAGAUAUGGAAAUGUUUCACGGUUCAUCAAUCACAGCUGCUCACCAAACCUCAUUAAUCACCAAGUUCUUGUGGAAAGCAUGGAUUGUCAGCUUGCACAUAUUGGUCUCUUUGCAAAUCGAGAUAUAUCUUUGGGUGAAGAACUGACGUAUGAUUAUCGAUAUAAACCACUGCCUGGAGAAGGAUACCCAUGUCAUUGUGGAGCUUCCAAGUGCCGUGGUCGUCUUCACUAGAUCUUUAAUCAAUGUUUUGCCCUUGUCCAGCGUACAGCAUUUGGUUAUAGAAUUAAAUGAUUAGAGGAUGGGAGAUUUGUGAGACGAUAAAACUCCUUUCAGCUAGUAAGAAGUGUCAAUUUUUGGUAGAGAGAAUGGCGGAUAACGUCCCUAGCACCUUAGUAAGCUGUACAACUCACACCAAGGCAAUGAGCACAUUGGAUGAAUCUGACAAUGGCACCCAGGCUCUUUAAACUCCAGAUCAUCUUUCUGUAAUUAGGCGUAUGGCUUUCCCCUUAAGUAGAUUGUAUCUAUGCCUUUUUCCUUUAUACACGUGUCUCCAAAGAAAGGGUGGAAGCUCAUCUUAUCUGGAAAAUUGAUUUUUUAUUUAUUUAACUUAAAGGUUAUCUGGAUUAGCAAGUUGUAGAUGAUUUUGCACCACUUUAAGUAGGUAGUCUUCUGAUAACAAAUGUGCAUUGUUUAAAAUUAGCUUAUUUAUGCUGAAAAUUCCAAUACGUUUACCCAUUUUUUUACAA
Messenger RNA from Vitis vinifera (wine grape), 5629 nucleotides. RefSeq names its product histone-lysine N-methyltransferase SUVR5. Bases 561 to 5114 code for a protein of 1517 amino acids. Lineage: Eukaryota; Viridiplantae; Streptophyta; Magnoliopsida; Vitales; Vitaceae. The transcript has 13 exons. Gene Ontology annotation, molecular function: protein binding; zinc ion binding; histone methyltransferase activity. The record is from RefSeq and is a predicted model, not a curated record. Gene Ontology annotation, cellular component: nucleus.